UCCCAAGUCAAGGCACGCUGAAACUAGCCGUUACUCUCUCUCUCUCUCUCUUCUUUAUCUCUCUAAAGCUCCCAUGGCUGCUUCAGUGGACUCCCCUCCACCUCCCCACUUCAAGGACGGCGCGGGCGGCGGCAGCGGCUUCGCCAUGGGCUCUUCUCCUACCCUCUCCGCUUCCCCCCUGUUCAGCCCCUCCUCCGACAAGCGCUUCUGGAGCAGCCUGCGGUGCCGUGUCGACGCUCUCCUCGAGAAUCGAGACCGCCGCGGGGCCGCCGGUGGUGGCAGAGCAGAUGGAGGCAAUGGGAUGAAGGAGGACUCGAUGCUCUUGCUCAGAGGGUUCGACUCUGUCGCCCACAGUCUGUCUCAGCUCUCCGACAACAUCGACAACGCCCUUCAGGGAGCUAGAGAUCUGGCAAAGCCGCCUACUCUGACGGCCAUCUUCCACAGCAAUCUUAAGAAGAGUUCAGAUGAAAGCAGAGAAACAAAGCAACAUUCCGGAGAAGACGGAGAAGAAAAAGAAGAAGAAGAAGAAGAGCAAAAGAAGAAAGUGUCGAAAAGAAAGUUCGAUUCGAGCAAUUGCCCCGAAGAAGGCGAUUCGCAGGACGAAAAUGCUCCAAGCCCGAAACUCGCAAAGCUGAACAAAGCCAAAAAUCUUGCAGUGUCUAUGGCAACAAAAGCGGCCUCGUUCGCGAGGGAGCUGAAGUCGAUCAAGUCGGAUCUGUGCUUCGUGCAGGAGCGAUGUGCUCUGCUUGAGGAGGAGAACAGAAGGCUUAGAGAUGGGUUUUCCAAGGGGAUUAGGCCUGAGGAAGACGAUCUGGUGAGGCUUCAGCUGGAAACCCUACUGGCUGAGAAAUCCAGGUUGGCAAACGAGAACGCGAACCUGAUUCGAGAAAACCAGUGCCUCAACCAGUUGGUCACGUAUCACCAGCUCACCUCACAAGACCUCUCGGACUCGUAUGAGCAAGUCAUGCAGGGCAUGUGUUUAGACUUCUCAUCUCCGCCGCCUACCAUAGCUGAAGACGAGGCAGAAGAUGGUGAUGACGAUGGAGCUUCCGCGACUCCUGGGGACGACAUUUUCAGUUUUUCCACUUCUCUCGACGGGAGUUUCCAACAGGAACUGUUGUAGGAAGUGGAAGUGGAAGUGUUCAUUGUAUCAGAAGUCCCAGAAGUGCAGCAACAAAGGCUUUGUUGCCUAAUUUUGGUUUUGAAUUGGGAAUUUGUGGAUCAGCCCUUUCCACAAGUGAUAAUGUUAGAAUUUUGUACUAGCCAAUAUCAAUAAAAUUCUUCAUGAAUUUGAAUGAGAAGUAUAUGCACUAUCCUUCA
Eucalyptus grandis is the source of this 1320-nucleotide messenger RNA. RefSeq lists its product as uncharacterized. The coding region runs from base 74 to 1123 and encodes 349 amino acids. The record is from RefSeq and is a predicted model, not a curated record. The transcript has 5 exons. Lineage: Eukaryota; Viridiplantae; Streptophyta; Magnoliopsida; Myrtales; Myrtaceae.